AUGACUACCGUCACUAUUCCUGGUUCGCUUGUUAAUAAGCGGAAGAAGCACUUCAUGGGUAUGCCAGCACCAGCUGGCUAUGUAGCUGGUGUUGGUAGAGGUGCGACUGGCUUCACCACUCGUUCUGAUAUUGGUCCGGCUAGAGAUAGUACCGAUCUGCCAGAAUUACCCCCAGCCGGUCCAGCUAAAAGGACUAAGGAAGACGAUGAUGAUCGGAAAGAUGAUAAUGAGGAUCUCAAUGAUGCUAAUUAUGACGAAUUUGAAGGGUAUGGCGGAAGCUUAGUUUCAAAGGAUCCAUAUGAAAAAGAUGAUGAGGAAGCUGACGAGAUUUACAAUGCUGUUGACUCACGAAUUGACGAGCGGAGGAAAGAUUACAGGGAGAAAAAAUACCGUCAAGCACUUGAGAAGUACCGAAAAGAGCGUCCAAAAAUCCAACAAGAAUUUUCUGAUUUGAAACGUCAGCUUGCCACAGUUGAUGAGUCGGAAUGGGCUGCUAUACCGGAAGUUGGUGACAUACGGAACAAAGCAAAACGUAACCCACGUACUGAGAGAAUCACUCCAGUACCUGACUCGGUCCUUGCCUCUGCCAUGAGCUAUGGGCAGCUAUCGACCCAAAUGGACAGUAGGGUGCAGUCAGGGUUGGUUACUCCUCUUGGCUCUGGUAUAACUUCCACUUUUGGAGGGAUGACUUCUACCUAUGGUGGAAUGAUGUCGACUUUGGGCUCUGGAUUUAUGACCAGUUUAAGUGGCAUUAAAUCUGGUUUAUUAACGCCUGGAUGGAAAACUGGAGUCCAUAGUGGUGCAGCAUCAAAUGCUGACUUAGAUCUACGUAAGAUUGGCCAAGCUAGGAAUGCUAUUAUGGACAUAAAGCUAAAUCAGGUGUCUGACUCUGUAUCAGGACAAACAGUAGUCGAUCCUAAAGGUUACCUAACUGAUCUGCAGUCUAUGAUCCCGCAGUAUGGGGGUGAUAUAAACGACAUCAAAAAAGCACGGCUGCUUUUGAAAUCUGUUAGAGAAACCAACCCUCGUCAUCCUCCUGCGUGGGUUGCAUCAGCGCGUUUGGAAGAAGUAGUCGGUAAAUUACAGGUAGCUCGGAAUUUAAUUAUGGAAGGCUGUGACCGUAACCCAAAAAGUGAAGACCUUUGGUUAGAAGCAGUGCGUCUUCAUCCUCCGGAAACGUCGAAGUCAAUUGUUGCCGCAGCUGUUCGGUCUUUACCGAACUCUGUGCGUAUUUGGAUGAAGGCUGCAGAAUUGGAGGAAGAUGCCAAAAAUAAAAGGAAGGUGUUUCGCAAGGCGCUUGAACAAAUUCCUACAUCUGUACGUCUUUGGAAAGCUGCUAUCGAGCUAGAGGAGCCGGAUGAUGCGAGAAUUCUCCUAACUCGUGCCGUCGAAUGCUGCAACACUUCAACGGAACUUUGGUUGGCAUUAGCUCGUUUGGAAACAUACGAAAACGCAAGAAAAGUUUUAAAUAAGGCUAGAGAGAAUAUUCCAACAGAUCGUCAAAUUUGGAUCAGUGCAGCGAGACUCGAAGAAACAAGGGGGCAGAGUGAGAUGGUUAACAGAAUCAUCGAAAGAGCAUUAACAUCAUUAAGGGCAAAUAUGGUUGAAAUAAAUAGGGAACAUUGGUUGAAGGAUGCUGUUGAUGCUGAAAAAGCACAGUGCAAACUUACUUCUCAAGCCAUAAUAUCGAAUGUGCUUGGUAUUGGAGUUGAAGAGGAAGACAAAAAACAUACUUGGCUUGAAGAUGCUGAGUCUUUUGUUGCGCAAGAAGCUUUUGAGUGUGCUCGCGCUGUUUUCUCCCAUGCGCUCAAUGUUUAUCCGAAUAAGAAAAGCAUCUGGUUUGCUGCAGCAGAUUUUGAAAGGAACCACGGCACAACUGAAACAUAUGAUGCAUUAUUGUCGCGAGCAGUGGGGAACUGUCCUAAAGCUGAAACACUUUGGCUUAUGUAUGCUAAAAGUAAGUGGUUGGCAGGAGAUGUGAGAGCUUCGCGCGAAAUACUUGCCCGCGCCUUCCAGAACAAUCCUAAUUCGGAAGAGAUAUGGAUGGCUGCAGUGAAACUGGAAUCUGAAAACAGUGAGUACCAAAGGGCUAGGAAAUUACUUGAAAAGGCUCGAGAAAUUGCUCCAUCACAAAGGAUAUACUUGAAGUCUGCUAGGCUGGAAUGGUGUUUAGAAGAUUUAAAAGAGGCAAAACGGUUACUGAAGGAGGCAAUUGAACUUUACCCUGAAACUCCAAAACUUUAUUUGAUGAUGGGGCAGAUUCUUUGGCAAGAAAAAAACAUCCCUGAAGCACGUCGUUAUUUUUCUGAAGGGGUUAAAAAGUGCCCUUCAUUCAUACCUUUGUGGAUCUGGCUUAGUCGUCUGGAAGAGUCAGAAAAAAAUUUGAUUAAAGCUCGUUCUGAUUUGGAAAGGGCACGUUUGAAAAAUCCGAAGAAUCAGGAGCUGUGGUUGGAGUCUGUACGAAUUGAAGCGCGCGCUGGUCUAAAAGAACUGGCUCAAGAACGUUUGGCACGAGCCUUACAGGAGUGCGAGCAUUCAGGUAUACUAUGGGCUGAAGCGGUUUUUAUGGAGGACAGACAUGCGAGAAGAACGCGAUCUGUAGAUGCUCUAAAGAAAUGUGAACAUAAUGCACAUGUUUUGUUAGCUGUAUCUAAACUUUUCUGGACUGAAAGGAAAAUUAAAAAAACUCGAGAAUGGUUUCAAAGGACUGUUAAAAUUGACCCUGACUUUGGUGACGCAUGGGCUUACUUUUAUAAAUUUGAAACUGUUCACGGCACUCAGGAAGAACAAGAUAUUGUCAAAAAGAAAUGCGUGCAAGCUGAGCCACGACAUGGUGAGGCUUGGCAGAAGAUGUCGAAGGAUGUGAAGAACUGGAGAAAAAGGACAGAAGAGAUCCUUGUUAUGCUGGCUAAUCAUUUAGAAAUCCCGAAGUAA
This is a messenger RNA of Enterobius vermicularis (human pinworm), 2934 nucleotides long. The record is from the annotation of a GenBank genome assembly. Lineage: Eukaryota; Metazoa; Nematoda; Chromadorea; Rhabditida; Oxyuridae.